AUGAACAUCUUCAGGUUGUCAGCCGAUUUCUCUCAUCUCGCAUCUAUUUUCAUUCUCUUGCAGAAGAUGAAGUCAUCGAGUAGCUGCUCGGGGCUAUCAUUUAAAUCUCAGGUUCUAUACCUAAUGGUUUUCGUCACGCGAUAUCUUGACUUGUUUUGGGCUUUUACCGACUCCCUCUACAAUACAACUUUCAAAAUCUUGUUCAUAGGCUCUUCCGCUUAUAUCAUUUAUCUUAUGCUCACCGAGUACAAGCCCACGCAUGAUCCGAACCUCGAUACCUUCAAGGUGCAAUAUCUUCUCUGCUUCAGUGCCCUUUUGGCUUUGUUGUUUCCCCACGACUACACUAUCUCCGAGAUUCUUUGGACGUUUUCCAUAUGGUUGGAAUCCGUCGCCAUUCUUCCGCAGCUUUUCAUGCUUCAGCGCACCGGAGAGGCAGACACCAUAACGACACACUACCUUUUUGCGCUAGGCCUCUACCGCGCUCUUUACAUCCCCAAUUGGAUCUACCGGUAUUAUGCUGAACGUCACUUUCACAUCAUUCCAGUCAUUGCUGGCAUCGUACAAACACUACUGUAUUCUGAUUUCUUCUAUAUAUACUAUACCAAGGUGAUGAAGGGUAAAAAGUUCUCACUCCCGGUCUAG
This is a messenger RNA of Aspergillus aculeatus ATCC 16872, 642 nucleotides long. RefSeq lists its product as uncharacterized. Gene Ontology annotation, biological process: endoplasmic reticulum to Golgi vesicle-mediated transport; protein retention in ER lumen. Gene Ontology annotation, cellular component: membrane; cis-Golgi network; endoplasmic reticulum. Bases 1 to 642 code for a protein of 213 amino acids. The transcript is spliced from 6 exons. Gene Ontology annotation, molecular function: ER lumen protein retrieval receptor activity. Lineage: Eukaryota; Fungi; Ascomycota; Eurotiomycetes; Eurotiales; Aspergillaceae. The record is from RefSeq and is a predicted model, not a curated record.